AUGGCUUCCAACGGUUCCAAUGGAGCCUCUCAGCAGCCUCAGGUCCAGCCCUGCAGGUACAAGGUCGGCAAGACGCUGGGCGCUGGCUCUUACUCCGUCGUAAAGGAAUGCGUUCACAUCGAUACCGGUCGCUACUACGCCGCAAAGGUCAUCAACAAGCGAUUGAUGGCCGGCCGAGAACACAUGGUCCGCAACGAGAUCGCGGUGCUGAAAAAGGUCUCCAUGGGCAACCAGAACAUCCUGACUCUCGUCGACUACUUCGAAACCAUGAACAACCUCUACCUCGUCACCGACCUGGCUCUCGGCGGUGAGCUCUUUGACCGAAUUUGCCGCAAAGGCAGCUACUUCGAAUCAGAUGCCGCCGACCUUGUCCGCGCCACCCUCUCCGCCGUCGCGUACCUGCACGACCACGGCAUCGUCCACCGCGACCUGAAGCCCGAGAACCUCCUUUUCCGCACACCAGAAGACAAUGCAGACCUCCUAAUUGCCGAUUUCGGACUGAGCCGCAUUAUGGAUGAGGAGCAGUUCCACGUCCUGACCACGACAUGCGGCACCCCUGGAUACAUGGCUCCCGAGAUCUUCAAAAAGAUUGGCCAUGGCAAACCCGUCGAUGUCUGGGCUAUUGGCGUCAUCACCUACUUCCUCCUGUGCGGCUACACGCCCUUCGACCGCGACAGCGAUUUCGAGGAGAUGCAGGCCAUCCUGAACGCCGACUACAGUUUCACGCCCUUCGACUACUGGCGUGGCGUCUCCGACCAUGCCAAGGACUUCAUCCGUCGCUGCCUCACCAUCGACCCGAACAAGCGCAUGACGGCGCAUGACGCCCUGCAGCACCCCUUCGUCGCCGGCUACCUCAACAACGGCGAAGGCGAAGGCCAGAACCUGUUGCCAACCGUCAAGAAGAACUUCAACGCUCGCAGGACCCUGCAUGCUGCCAUUGAUACCGUCCGCGCCAUCAACAAGCUCCGCGAGGGUCAGGCCAACUUGAUGGACGGGGCCAAGUCGCAAGAACCCACACGGGGAGCCGCGGCUCUGAAGACCCAGCCAAACACGAGAAAGGACGAUAGCGCCAUCAGUAUAAGUAGCCAGGGUGAUAAGGACUCGGGCUACGGUACCCAACCCGAAGCCGAUAGCCAGACUGAUGUUGUCAUGACAGAUGCCGGGCCAACGCUGAGCGGUGUACCGGCCAGCCUGCGGCCAGGCAGUGAGCAGAACAAGGUGGUUGAGACGAGCAGGGGCUUGUGGAGUGGUUCUGCAUUGCGACGAUAG
Molecule: messenger RNA, 1269 nt
Organism: Colletotrichum higginsianum IMI 349063
Lineage: Eukaryota; Fungi; Ascomycota; Sordariomycetes; Glomerellales; Glomerellaceae
Product: Calcium calmodulin-dependent protein kinase type i
Exons: 2
Coding region: 1-1269 (422 amino acids)
Biological process (GO): cellular response to oxidative stress; protein phosphorylation
Molecular function (GO): ATP binding; calcium/calmodulin-dependent protein kinase activity; calmodulin binding
Source: RefSeq, a predicted model, not a curated record